CCGAAGGCGGGCGGCUGGCGGGCAGACGGGCUGUGGUGCUGGUGGCCAGCCGCGCCACGCUGCGGGAGCCGCCGCCGCCUCGCCUCGCCGCACCAUGUCCGGCCAGCUGGAGCGUUGCGAGCGCGAGUGGCAUGAGCUGGAGGGAGAAUUUCAGGAACUGCAGGAAACCCAUAGGAUCUACCGGCAGAAGCUGGAGGAGCUGACCUCACUCCAGACUUUGUGCAGCGGCUCCAUCAACAAGCAGAAGACGCGACUAAAGGACUUGAAGCACACACUCCAGAGGUACAAGCACCAUGCCAGUUGGGAGGAGGCAGAGCUCAUUCAGCAGAUGAGUGCCAACAUCAAGGAGCGGCAGAACAUAUUCUUCGACAUGGAGGCCUACCUGCCCAAGAAGAAUGGGCUCUACUUAAAUCUGGUCCUUGGCAAUGUGAAUGUGACCCUUCUCAGCAACCAGGCUAAAUUUGCUUACAAGGAUGAGUAUGAGAAGUUCAAGCUCUACCUGACCAUCAUCCUGCUCCUGGGUGCUGUGGCGUGCCGAUUUGUCCUUCACUACAGGGUGACGGAUGAAGUUUUUAACUUCCUGCUGGUGUGGUAUUACUGCACCCUGACCAUUCGGGAGAGUAUUCUCAUCAGCAAUGGCUCAAGAAUUAAAGGCUGGUGGGUGUCUCACCACUAUGUGUCCACGUUCCUCUCUGGAGUGAUGCUGACCUGGCCUAACGGAUUAAUUUAUCAGAAGUUUCGUAAUCAGUUUUUAGCGUUUUCCAUUUUUCAGAGCUGUGUCCAGUUCCUGCAAUAUUAUUACCAGAGAGGCUGCCUCUACCGGCUGCGGGCUCUGGGGGAGAGGAAUCACCUAGACCUCACGGUGGAAGGGUUCCAGUCCUGGAUGUGGCGAGGCCUCACCUUCCUUCUGCCUUUCCUGUUCUGUGGCCAUUUCUGGCAGCUCUACAAUGCCGUCACGUUGUUUGAACUCUCCAGCCAUGAGGAAUGCAGAGAAUGGCAGGUGUUCGUGUUGGCGCUCACUUUCCUCGUCCUCUUCCUUGGCAAUUUCCUGACCACACUCAAAGUGGUGCACGCGAAACUUCAGAAGAACAAAAACAAAGGGAAGAAGCUGUGAGCCAAGGGACCUGUGCACCCCCAGCCCCCGGGGUUCAAGACUGCAGGGCGUUCCAGCUGGCACCUGGCUGCCCAUUUCCUCCCCAGAGUGCCCUUGGCUACCGGCAGCAGCCACAUCACGGGCCAAGGCCCUGGUCCCUGGUGGACAAGAGGAACGUGACCCCUGCCCGUCUACACAAUGUUAGCUGCCCCAGCCUCCCUAUUUAUGACAUAUUUAAUAUGGGGUCCCCCCGACUGCUCUGGAACCCACAGUCUUCCCUCGCUGCCCUCUCGUGGCUGAUGACUGGCCCAGUCUUCCUGGUCGGGGGCCUAAAGCCUCAGGGAGGCCCUCAGGUCGAGGUUUAGAUGUGCCUCGCUGGGGUGCCGACCUGCCACUUGCUGAGUCCCCAGCCGGUGGAAGGAAACCCCUGGGCGUCCUGUGGAGCCUCCCUCUCCGGGGCAAACCGCUUCUGCUGUCAGCUCUCCCGGCCUCCGCCGCUCCGCGGCGGGGUAUUUAAGUUCUCGAGAACCACUGUCUGUCUGUGCCUGGUGCUCUUUGCGCUUCCGAGUCCCACCUGCUGGCCUCCCUGCAGGCUUGGGCCCCGGGGUGGGGCUGGGGCAAGGGGUGUGCCACUAUCACCAGAGGGCGCCCCAGCCUUGGCCUCGCUUGGGUGGCUUGAGGUGGUUUGGUUGUUUUUGAUUCUAGAAAGUUUGGCUUUCUGACCCCCACCCCUCAGCCCACUUUCCUGAACUCUCGAAGUGAGCGGGACCGGACUUUCAGCGCUGGCUAGGACUUAAGCCAUCACGGAGCUACCCCCCUCCCCCUCAGGUUCUGGAAUGUUUGGGGGGGGGGUGGAGUCUCAGCAGGCUCUCUUCUGGGAGGCGGCACUUGGAAGCCAGGACCAGUCUGCUGGUCGCCUUGUGUACUUGUGAGGACGACAAAGAAGCUGGCCGUCUGGGUGACUGUUCUGCCCGUCCCCGCACGCGGGCCUCAGCUGCCUUUACUUCCCCACGAGUCCGCCCUGACCGGGGCUCGCAGCGGCACCCACAGUCAUGCUUUGGCCCUCAGGGGAGUUUAAGCUUUUUUAAUUGUUACAUUUUUAAAAUAUGAGAUUUCCCUCCACCCCAGUAAGAGUCCACAUAAAAAGCCAGAUUUCUACUUUCCCUAGAAAACCGGAAAGACCUGUCAGCAUUCCCACAGGGCAGCUCUGGGCUGGGAGGAGCUGCCUGCCGAGGAUGGGGUGCUUGCUUCCUAGUGUCCCACACACCCCACCACUCCCUUUUGUACCUGUCCUGUUUCACCCGUUUGCGCCUUCCAUCUGGCCCUUAGGCACUGGGUUUUUCCCUCAACUAGGAGUCAGUAACCUUUUUCUGUAAAGGGCCAGAUGGUAAAUGUUUGAGGGCCAGAUAAUCUGUUACAACUACCUUAGAUUGCAGUCGUAGGGCAAAAGCGGCUAAUGCAUAAAUAAAUGAGUGUGGCUGUG
Molecule: messenger RNA, 2576 nt
Organism: Suricata suricatta (meerkat)
Lineage: Eukaryota; Metazoa; Chordata; Mammalia; Carnivora; Herpestidae
Gene: TMEM120B
Product: transmembrane protein 120B
Exons: 12
Coding region: 95-1114 (339 amino acids)
Biological process (GO): fat cell differentiation
Cellular component (GO): nuclear inner membrane
Source: RefSeq, a predicted model, not a curated record